This is a messenger RNA of Sapajus apella (tufted capuchin), 1986 nucleotides long. It is a transcript of the gene WBP1, whose product is annotated as WW domain binding protein 1. Gene Ontology annotation, molecular function: WW domain binding. Lineage: Eukaryota; Metazoa; Chordata; Mammalia; Primates; Cebidae. Bases 777 to 1763 code for a protein of 328 amino acids. The record is from RefSeq and is a predicted model, not a curated record. The transcript has 4 exons.
UGGGACCCCGCCUCUUCCAGCCGGGAUUACCUGGCUUGGUUGGGCAUUUGGCGUCAUUCCGAAAACAUGGCGCAAGCCAAUCAGCGGCAAAUCUGCUCUUCUGAGCGGCUGUUCGUUGGUUGAUAAGCCAGAGCCUGUUCUGUUGUCUGUAUUGGCUAUUACCGCUAUCAGUCAGGGCCGUGGGUCGAACCUUCCCCCACUCUUUGUCUAUACAAGCUCUUGUUGUCUGGGAGAGCUGCGAAGGCGCUGCUGUGGAUUGGCUACAGGAGAAACCACUGAUCUGUUCCUAUUGGCCCGUCCGUCGAGGGACGAUGCUGAUUGGUAGGGCAGAGCAAUCUGAGUCCUAGUUGGUGGAGUUCUCCCCGGAUGGACGCUCCGGCCGCGGAGUGAUGGUGGCGGCAGCGAAGAUGGGCCGGACAGGGACCAUGGCGGUGGCAGCAGAGGUGGCAGGGGCGGGGCGGCUGGCGGUAGAGGAGGCUGUGGUCCUCAGGGGGCUGUAGGUGGAGGCAUGGCUCGGGCCAGCAGCGGGAACGGCAGCGAGGAGGCCUGGGGGGCACUUCGGGCGCCGCAACAGCAGGUAUCCCAACAGCUCCAAAGCCUAUCACGACAGCCAUUUGUCUCUUCCCCUUUUCUUGUCCCUUCCUUUUGGGGGUGGGGGAGGAACUCACGGAGCCAAAGGUACUGUGAAGUUCCUAAACACGUCCCUUCCACUCUUUGUCUAAACUUUGUAACGUAGAUGCAGCUGACUUUGCCUGUAGCCUCAUAGACCCCAUCCUAUGGCUGCAAUGGAAGCUUGCGGUGGCUCUCCAGUGACCAGAGGCAUAGUGAGGCCCCAGGGAGGCUCCCUCUGUCUUGCAACAGUUAUUUGUGAUGUUUUUCUAUGUGCCUAUUGUCACAACAGAGUCCAGCAGCGUCUUCUCUUGAGGGAGCAAUUUGGAGAAGAGCUGGAACCCAGACUCGCGCCCUGGAUGCCAUCCUUUAUCAUCCACAGCAAUCCCAUCUGGUUGGGAGCACUGCUCUGGCUUCGAGAGCUGUGCCCAGGAGUGAACAACCAGCCCUACCUCUGUGAGAGUGGUCACUGCUGCGGGGAGACUGGCUGCUGCACCUACUACUAUGAGCUCUGGUGGUUCUGGCUGCUCUGGACUGUUCUCAUCCUCUUUAGCUGCUGUUGCGCCUUCCGCCACCGACGAGCUAAACUCCGGCUGCAACAACAGCAGCGGCAGCGUGAGAUCAACUUGUUGGCCUAUCAUGGGGCAUGCCACGGGGCUGGUCCUUUCCCUACCGGUUCACUGCUUGACCUUCGCCUCUUCAGCACCUUCAAGCCCCCAGCCUACGAAGAUGUGGUUCACCGCCCAGGCACACCACCCCCUCCUUAUACUGUGGCCCCAGGCCACCCCUUGAUUGCUUCCAGUGAACAAACCUGCUGUUCCUCCUCAUCCAGCUGCCCUGCCCACUUUGAGGGAACAAAUGUGGAAGGUCUUUCCUCCCACCAGAGUGCCCCCGCUCAUCAGGAGAGUGAGCCUGGGGCAGGGGUGAGCCCUGCCCCCACACCCCCCUCCUGCCGCUAUCGCCGUCUAACUGGUGACUCGGGUAUUGAGCUCUGCCCUUGUCCUGUCUCCAGUGAGGGUGAGCCAGUUAAGGAGGCGAGGGCUAGUGCCACCCUGCCAGAUCUGGAGGACUACUCCCCUUGUGCACUGCCCCCAGAUUCUGUACUGCAGGUCUCUCCCUUGGGGCUGGCUUCCAGUGAAGAGGACAUCCCAUAAGUAGUUUUGAGAAGGUGGGUGGGUUACUUGCCCACCAGAAACAGCCCUGGUCCCAACUCCUUUCGUUCCCUUUGGCCCCUUCCUGCCCACCUGCCCAUCUAGAAUCUGCCUGAAAGGGCCGGAGCCCUGAGGAGAGGGGCAGUAUUUGGGGGACUGUGCUAGCUUUAUCCCCCAUGACAUACACAGGAGCCUUUAAUCUCAUUAAAGAGAUGUGAACCAGCCA